Messenger RNA from Culicoides brevitarsis, 763 nucleotides. Its product is annotated as synaptic plasticity regulator PANTS. Bases 83 to 535 code for a protein of 150 amino acids. NCBI's taxonomy places the organism in Eukaryota, Metazoa, Arthropoda, Insecta, Diptera, Ceratopogonidae. The transcript has 2 exons. The record is from RefSeq and is a predicted model, not a curated record.
UUUGUUUACAUCAAUUUCCAAUUAGAUAAUCCCGAAAUUUUUCUAAUUUUUCAUUGAAUUUAAGACUUGGCACCUCCCAAAAAUGCCAGAAAUUAGUUCGAGUGACACUUUUGUGUCAGAACUACCGGAAACGUGGCAGAUUCGACCAUGUGACGUUUAUUACGAAGAAUACAAGGACUGCAAGAGCAUCAAAGCCCGUUUUCAGCAAUAUUUUGUGCAUGGCGAACCCACAGAUUGCAUGCCAUGGCGACGCGAUUAUGACAAUUGCACCAAAUUCCUAAAGUCGAAAGAUCUGAAGGCAGCUCGUGCACUGAUCGAAAGUGAAAAAGAACGAAGACGAGAACGCUUUAAGGGACAUUAUGCGAACGAUGUGUGGACCAGACGUGAUAAACCGCCGGAAAAUUGGAGUGCUCCGUUGCCAGAGGCGAUCUCCAAGGACUAUGAAAAAUCUUAUUUGUACAUGAAGUCGCGAGAAAUGAAGGGAGAAAUUCCGCCUUCUUCGGAUAUUGAUGGGACUUUGUGCGUUAUCAUGUAGAAGGGGGUGUCGUUGAUGUUAGUUUAGAGAAUUUUUUUGCAAUAAAAGUGGAUUAAAUUAAUAAAAUUAGAGUUUUGAGAAAUUGUGGAAUAAUUUUCAGAACAAAGAAAUUCAAUUUCAAGGAAUUUUUUAACAACAUUUCGAAGAUCUUAAAAGAAAAAAAAAAACAAUUUAAUGGAAAAAUGGGGAAAUUUUUAAACUUUCAUGCUUAAAAAUAAAAUCCAAUAG